This is a messenger RNA of Rana temporaria (common frog), 2641 nucleotides long. Its product is annotated as protein tyrosine phosphatase domain-containing protein 1-like. Gene Ontology annotation, molecular function: protein tyrosine/serine/threonine phosphatase activity. Gene Ontology annotation, biological process: cilium assembly; protein dephosphorylation. The transcript has 13 exons. The record is from RefSeq and is a predicted model, not a curated record. Lineage: Eukaryota; Metazoa; Chordata; Amphibia; Anura; Ranidae. The coding region runs from base 573 to 2333 and encodes 586 amino acids.
UGCCAGUAUCCUUUUACUCUGGCAGGAUUAUGUCUAGAAGAACUGGGAUGACCAGGAAUGUAAUUACAUUGUACUUCAGUCUGGCAGUUUGUAUACAGUUCCUAGUUUUAAAUGUUAAACCAAAAUUGCGUUCUCUAAAACAACUUGUAUAGGGGUGAAAAACUACAGGUUUAUCAUGAAAAAGUGUUUUACUUACUACAUUAUAUCAGUUAAUAUUCCAUUUUAGGCUUUAAAAUGAAUAGCUGGAGUGUUGGUAAUGGGAACACUGAGCGGCUGAAAAUUAAGACUAAUGUAUUACGCUAAGGAGAUUACUACAAGCAGGCUGAGAUGCAUGAGGGCAGCUGGAUGAAGUAAUUCACUGUGAAGAACAAGCUACGAUGGAGACAUUACCAACACUGAGCUCACUACACACAAGUUUUGCUAUUUUACUGUAAAGAUUUGAAGCUACACAUUGUUAGUCCACCAUAUGAGGUUGACAAUGCCCAAGUCAGAUUUUUAGAACAUAUGGAGUAAUUGACUGGCAAGAAGGCUGAUUGUCUUAAUGGAAAAAGGUAUCCGGCACGAUUUUGACAAUGAGUUCUUCUGGAGAAGAGCCCCUCCCAUCUUAUUCUAAUACCAGAGAGCGGAUUGUUAAGGUAGUUCCCCCUCAUUUAAUUUGCUCCCUUACAUGUGGAGGCCGUGAGUGUCGCUAUGAGGGACCUGAAAACUGGUCCAUGGAACAACAAGCAAUUCCAGGGUUGUACUCCUCCUGGGUUACAGAUGAAAUUCUGGCUAUGAGCCGCCCAUCCACUCGUCUGAUGCAGGAGUACAAGAUCACUGAGCAAUUCCACAGAUAUGGGAUACGUUCAGUUGUCAAUGCACAGAUUCCCUGGGAACAUGGCUAUUGUGGAGACUCCCUUGAUCCUCAGAGUGGCUUUUCAUACAGACCCCAGGAUUUUAUGGAUUCUGGCAUCUGCUUCUAUAACUUUGGUCUUCCGGAUUUUGGAGUAGCUUCUGUUCCCAGAAUUCUGGAUGCAGUGAAAGUCAUUGCAUUUGCUCUUAGAGAGGGGAGAGUCGCUGUGCACUGUCAUGCAGGACUCGGACGCACAGGUGUUCUCAUUGCCUGUUACUUGAUCUAUGCAUGUCGCGUAAGUGCUGCAGAUUCCAUUCGUUUUGUGAGACUGCGUCGCCCUGGAUCUAUACAGACAGGAACUCAGGUGUCUCUGGUGUGUGAUUUUGCAUUGUUCCUAAGUUCACAGUGGCCAGUCUUUCCACAGGCCCCCCUUGGCCACCGUUUCUUUACUCUAGCACAGUACCUGGUUCAGCAACGUAACCUUCUACAUGGUCAGGAAGCUCGGAGUUUGCGCCAUCUUCCCAAGCCAGUGGUAGUGAUAUGUCGAAGACUGGCACAGUUGGCAGGGGGUAGGAGAGCAAGAGGACCAUGGGUGGAGCUUGAGAGAGAGGCUGCACACAGGCUCCUCCGCCAGGUCAUUGUCAGAGCAGCAAAUGACCGCCAGUGUAAGAAGAUGCCCACACCAACUUGUGAGACUGAUGACAAUGAACAGGAGAAGACAGGAAAGAAAAGAAGAGGUCUCCUACAGAGUCAACUUAGUUGUGACACUGGAAUACUGCAACUGCUACUCAUGGGUGACACAUCAGUAGAUGUGGCAAGCAAUGGUAUUAGUCAACUUGAGCUUGCCAAAACAGCAACAGAGUCGACAGACACUAAUGUCCCUGAAGAUCUGCAGAAGGGAACAUACAGCAUUAUGCCAAAUAAAGACAAUAUAACUGAGCCAUGUCAGCCGGUUACUCCACACCAUGUUUUGUGCAUUGCAGAAGCAUUGGCCGAAUUGCAUGCUCUUGAACAGGUGAUAAAGCAAAGUGUUCAACAAUUGCAGAAUCUUGUAAAUGAGGAGGGAGCUUGGGCGGCGGUAUCCACAGAGAGCAAUCCCAAAAUUCUUUGCACCCUCCUCUGGGAUUGGUUGCAUCAGCUCGCAGAGCCUGUACUAAAUCAAGAAGACAUAAAUCGCUUCUGUGACGGGGACUGGAGAAACAAUCUGACAAAACUAAGCCGGAGCCAGGGGGAGAUAUUAUGUUGUCUUCUGCAGUGUGUUAGCAAACUUUCUUCCCUGCCAUGUACCCUGGAAGAGAUGGUGUUAAUGAGACUUAUCAGAGCAUUGACAAAGCAGCCACCUGAUAUGCCACAUUUGCCUCCAGUACUGAUCCUGCAGCUUCGCUCUAUUGUACAAGAGAUAAGAGCUCAGGGAGUCAUGUCCCGGGCACAACGCAAAGCAACAGAUACAGCAAAACAUGGACAGCAAAAUACAGAGAAGAGUGAAGGAAAGAGCAGUUAAUAGUGACCUGUAUAGUAGUGUAGUGCUUGUGCACAAAUCACAAGAAUUGUGUAUUUAUAUUUAACAAAGACUGCAAGCAUUUGUAUGUACUAUAUGUUUACAUUUUCUUGAUAAUACGGUGCAUGGGAUAUAAACCGGAUAUGGCCUCAUUUAUCACCAGUAACAACGCAUGUAUUGCCCCACCACUCGGUCUUGUAAUUGUGUGCAAAAUCAUAAAUUGCAUGUUGUUAAUCAGUAGCAUCAACAGCAGCAGUUGCUUUUUAGAAGAAAAAAAUUGAAGAAAAAAGUCCCACUUCCAUUAACGUGUU